AUGCUCCUCGAAGAAGAUCCUGCUACGCUCAUCCACCAUACAAUAACCAACUUCAACAUCCAGCCAGACAAGGCCGCUCUCUCGCGCAUAAACGACUCUCUCUCUUCCCUCCAGCAGUCUCGAGACCUGCGCUUCCAGGAAGUCGAAAACUCCCUCCGCAAACUCUCGCGCCAGCUAAACACGCUCAACGCCCAGCACAAGGAGACCGUCGAGUCGCAUGAUCCCGCUCGCCAGGCCGCGUCCAUCGUGGAGCUAGACACAGAAAAGUUCCGGAUUGCGAAGGCCGCGUCCGAGCUGGAGAUUGAGAGUGAACGGUUAGAGGCCGAGCUGGAAGCGUUGAAAGCCAGACAAGCAGAGUUAGACGAGCAGGGCCUCGAGGGAGACGAGCUUACGAGAAGAGAGAGAGAGGCCGACGAUGCGACUAUACUACGGCUUAAAAUCUAUCGAUCACUAGGCAUUGAUGUUGACACCGACGAGGCUGGCAAUUAUAACAAAGCCAUUAUCCGGAACAGGCGAAAAGGAGACGUCCACGUCGUGAAUAUCGAUCCCAAAUUCUCACGGUUCUUUUAUGCGAAUUAUUUCUGGCAGGCAAUGACAUGGAGUUGGGGCCUCGUUUUUGAUACCCGACCAGCGCCUGGAAGCCAUGCCAUAUCCAGCAUUCAACAUCAGCCUGAGCCGGACUCCAAGAAGCUAGCAGCAGCUUCAAAGGAGCUGGUCGUCGCAAGUGUGACGUCCGACAAUACAUCCUGGAUACAGGAGCAAUUGUCUGGUUGGACUCCGAAUGUUUACAUCGCUGAUGCCGGCGUUGGCGCUGGCGACGGGGAGAACGGGGCCUCGAUUAUCAGCAAACUUCGUCUCCAAUCCGUUUCCAAGGCAGGCUACGCGCCUCUGAGAUGCAGCUGGGUCCCAGGCUGUCCAGUAGAACUGCACCCCUUGAAUCCCAUUGACGAAGGCCCGAUAGUUCGCAAGCAGACUGAACUUGCAUUCGCAACGGUCUUCAGGACUAUAUUCCCAGGCACCGAAGUCCCAGCGGAAGUGGGUGCAACAUGUUCAUCCCAGUUUGCUGCCACGCGAGAACAGGUCAUGCUGAGGCCCAAGACUGACUAUGAACGUAUUCGAAAAUGGCUCAUGGAGACGGAGCUUCCAGACGAUAUUAGCGGGAGAAUCAUGGAGUACAUGUGGCACAUAAUUAUGCAAAAGAAACCGGUUUAUUGCCCGCCUGCUGGGGAAUGUUACUGUUUCACGUUUGGCCUCUGUGGCCUGAAAUGCACAGCCGCUCGGUGUGAGAAACAAUAUAUCCUGCCUACAUAUGCUGCUGUCCCUGACGGCUGGCCGGAAAAAGGUGGAGGUAAAGAUGGAUGGCCAACUCCAGGGUGGAAUACAUGA
Messenger RNA from Arthroderma uncinatum, 1386 nucleotides. RefSeq lists its product as uncharacterized. Lineage: Eukaryota; Fungi; Ascomycota; Eurotiomycetes; Onygenales; Arthrodermataceae. The record is from RefSeq and is a predicted model, not a curated record. The transcript is spliced from 7 exons. Bases 1 to 1386 code for a protein of 461 amino acids.